This is a messenger RNA of Geodia barretti, 653 nucleotides long. Lineage: Eukaryota; Metazoa; Porifera; Demospongiae; Tetractinellida; Geodiidae. The record is from the annotation of a GenBank genome assembly.
GUGUUAAAACAUUACCAACAAUGGAGAGCAACCAAAUCCCUUUCAGAGUGUAGCUUACAAGUUUGUAUCGACCAAUGACGACUUCUGCUAAAAGACUUGCUAUUGGAAUUGAGAUGAAUGAAACACUGGAAAAGACUAGGGUAUAUUUGGGCUCCACCAACCACAGAAUGGCUGGAUUUUCCUUCUUCUCUGGACUCAAAUUCAACUUGUAUUGCUGCAUUGUAUUGAGGGUGAAGCCUAGUGAGCAACAAAUGAUAAACUCCCAUGCCAGAAUGAGCAAGAGGCUGCGUGAACCAAUGCUACGAUGUCUCCACUUCCUCCGUCUGCUGGUGUGUCUGACUCUGCAUAUGUUGCUCUCCUGGACUCCUGGAGGUGACUCCGUUACUGUGACAUCGUCACCAGAACACGAUUCUCUCAUGCUGAUUCCUUCCUUCUCUCCAACACAAGUCGCCAUUAUUCUAUUGGUACACAACAAUCAAGUGACAUUCAAGUUGAUGGCAUUUUGGGGAUUAUGAUUGAGUGGCAACUGCCUUGCAGAGUACAGUUUGCAAUCUUCUCUGCAGUUCUAAAUAUUCUGAGGCUCAGUUGUGACAUUGACAACUCCUACUACAUGCUUUUAUACUGCUAGAGUUUCACUAAUCUCUUGGUUUCGA